Messenger RNA from Plasmodium gonderi, 630 nucleotides. RefSeq names its product variable surface protein. The record is from RefSeq and is a predicted model, not a curated record. NCBI's taxonomy places the organism in Eukaryota, Apicomplexa, Aconoidasida, Haemosporida, Plasmodiidae. The transcript has 3 exons. The coding region runs from base 1 to 630 and encodes 209 amino acids.
AUGGAUAAAUUUAAAAAUAUGUCUCCAUCAUGUACGUUUUUGUUUUUAUCUGAGUUACAAUCGAUGAAUCAUGAAACGUUAAUAGAAGCGGGCUGCAAUUAUUUGUAUUAUUCGUUAGAGAAUAAUGGUGGGGGAACAUAUUAUAAUCAGGAAAAUACAAACCUUUUUUAUAAAUUUCUCACAGUAUAUGGUGAGUCUUUGUUAAAAAUACCACAUAAAUGCAAGUCACGUAAUGUAUUUAUUACAAUGAGCGAUUCUAUAAUUCUGAAACUCAUAGAUGAUAUGUAUACAGAAUAUAAUAGUUUAAAUUGGAGAAAAAUGGGCGAAGUGGGUGAAAAUAUAUUAAUGAAUUUUUAUAGUAAAGCAGAUUUUUUUAUAAGUCAGUAUAACGAACAUAUUGAAACUAAUGAGAUGGCAAGUAGUGAAAUUAGAGGUAUCCCUGUAUCUGAAAAAGAAAACUCUUGCAAAACUAAUAUAUUAUUUCCCAUAGUAGUUACAUUUGUAGUGACGACAUUGUCAUCUAUAUUGUUAUUUAUUUUUUUUAAGUUUACAGCAUUUGGUCCUUCUCUAAUCUAUAAAAUAUUCAUGAAAAGAAAUUACUGGUGUGAUAUAGAUGAAAAAAGAAAAUAA